AUGGACUUGGCAGACAUUCUUGUGGCGCUGUUCAUCGCUGUGGUGCUGAUAGUCUCCUUGUUGUCCAACCUGUUGGUCUUGAUAUGCUUCGUCUACAGCUCGGACAUCCGCAAGCAAGUGCCGGGCAUAUUUAUCGUGAAUUUGUCUUUCUGCAACUUGCUUCUCACGGUCCUGAAUAUGCCAGCCACACUGCUGGGGAUUGUCAAAAAACAGCAGCCGUUUGGCGACUGCAUCUGUCAAACAAUUGGCUUUGUGGAGACAUUCCUCAGCACCAACACUAUGCUGAGCAUGGCCGCUUUGAGCAUCGACAAGUGGAUAGCUGUUGUGUUCCCCUUAAGCUACGCCAGUAAGAUGAGGUACAAAGACGCUGUGCUCAUGGUGAGCUAUACCUGGGUCCACUCUCUCGCUUUCCCGGUGGUGGCGGUUUUCUUGAGCUGGGUCGACUUCAGUAACAGAUACGCCUCGUGUACUCUGCAUCUGCGGGAGGAGAUGCACAGACGACAGUUUACAGUCUUUACUAUUGUCUUUCAUGCCACCAGUUUUAUGCUUUCUCUCGUUAUACUGUGCUUUACGUACCUGAAAGUCUUGAAAGUUGCCCGCUUCCACUGCAGAAGAAUAGACAUUAUCACCAUGCAGACCUUGGUCUUACUGGUGGACAUCCACCCCAGUGUCAAACAGCGUUGCCUUGCGGAGCAGAAAAGUAGAAGACAGCGCGCAACCAAGAAGAUCAGCAUUUUUAUAGGGUCGUUUAUUGUCUGUUUUGCUCCCUAUAUCAUAACCAGGUUGAUAGAACUGCUUCCCUUUGUCAACAUUAACUCCUACUGGGGAGUUCUGAGUAAGUGCCUCGCCUAUUCCAAAGCUGCUUCGGAUCCUUUUGUGUAUUCGCUGCUGCGCCAACAGUACAAGAGAGUCCUGGUCAACAUAGUCAACCGGUUACUCAGAAAGGAUUUCUACCCGUCCUCUGGCCACAACAGUUCCCUGGACACAGAGAACGAUUACUGCCUGCAGAGGGUCUGAGCUCUGCCCCCUCGCCCCAACUAUGCUAUUCCGCAAGGGUGCACACAUCAUAUAACUCAAGCCUAUCGCGCCAGUGCCAUUUAUCAGAGAGCAGUGCCCAGUAACGGAGCG
Messenger RNA from Hemiscyllium ocellatum (epaulette shark), 1128 nucleotides. RefSeq names its product G protein-coupled receptor 78a (gene gpr78a). Gene Ontology annotation, molecular function: G protein-coupled receptor activity. The transcript is spliced from 4 exons. The record is from RefSeq and is a predicted model, not a curated record. Gene Ontology annotation, cellular component: membrane. The coding region runs from base 1 to 1017 and encodes 338 amino acids. Gene Ontology annotation, biological process: adenylate cyclase-activating G protein-coupled receptor signaling pathway. Lineage: Eukaryota; Metazoa; Chordata; Chondrichthyes; Orectolobiformes; Hemiscylliidae.